Molecule: messenger RNA, 586 nt
Organism: Topomyia yanbarensis
Lineage: Eukaryota; Metazoa; Arthropoda; Insecta; Diptera; Culicidae
Exons: 2
Coding region: 32-505 (157 amino acids)
Source: RefSeq, a predicted model, not a curated record
AUUCCUUGUAUCAGAGCAUUUUUGCCAAUUUAUGUCAAAUCACGGAGUAAUCAACAUGUGGCUUUCAAACUUCAUUCUGUGGACAUUGAUAGGACUUGCUGCUGUUGAAACUCUUCCUGGGCCGAGAGCACGACUAGAUAUACCGCUUGCAGAAUUGCAAUCACCCGAUGAUACCAGUGAUAGAUAUUACGUAGUCCCUCCACUGAUCCGGGCAAAACGACUAGAUGAAACAACUUCGGUGAAAGUAAAUCCUGCGGAAACUACUACGGAGAAAGUAGAGACUGACGUUAAAACUACGGUGGAUCCAAACGCUAAGGAAACCGUGACUAAGUUCGUAACAACAGAACUCCCAUCUGCAGAAUCAACCUCUGUGGGGUCGACUUCAGAAGAAAUACCCCUUCCACCACCCACCGAAGUUUAUCCCAAUAUGCCGAAACACUUUCCAUAUCCCUUGAUGGGUGUGAAUACUGCUCCGCUACCAACUAAACGCAGAAUACUACAUUAGUUUGACCGAUUGGUGCGUCGAUUGGACUGCUUUAGAGACAUCGUUGGAAGCUAUGUGAUGCAAAUAAAAUUCAAACCUGAA